Messenger RNA from Trichoplusia ni (cabbage looper), 1128 nucleotides. It is a transcript of the gene thoc6, whose product is annotated as THO complex subunit 6. The coding region runs from base 91 to 1065 and encodes 324 amino acids. Lineage: Eukaryota; Metazoa; Arthropoda; Insecta; Lepidoptera; Noctuidae. The record is from RefSeq and is a predicted model, not a curated record. Gene Ontology annotation, cellular component: transcription export complex; THO complex. Gene Ontology annotation, biological process: mRNA export from nucleus. The transcript is spliced from 4 exons. Gene Ontology annotation, molecular function: protein binding.
AAAAAUAUUAGGUUAUGUUUUGUUUACACAACACACCGGAGUUCAACUUACAACUUAAAAGUUAACUGAUUUCGAAAAAUAAUACUAACCAUGCUUAACAAGAUUCUAUAUAACACGGUACUCUCGCAAACAUUAUCGCCGUGCGGCAAAUAUUUAGUUGCCGGGAAUAUUUAUAGUCAAAUUGCCAUUUUUGAUCUAGAUCGCAUUCUGAACCCUGUAGUGGAACUCCUUACCUCAGAUUACAACAAACCGAAACACAUCCACACCCUUGAGUCUGGCCAUCAAAUAUGCAGCUUAGCCAGCUCCGAGAAGUUCCUAAUUGUAGGAACAGUCAAUGAAAUCUAUGGCUGGGAUUGGAAAAAUGCUGCAAGCUCUAAACUGAGCAAACCUUCUUGGGUGAUAAGAAUACCUUCUCAGUCACCUCUAGAGCAGACUGAUGUGAACAGUCUAUGGCUGUCUGAGGAUGAAGCUAGACUGUAUGCCGGUUGCGGUGACAACAAUGUUUAUGUUUUCAACAUGGAAGAUGGGAAGCUGGUUUCAACAUUUAAAGGGCACACUGAUUAUAUUCAUUCAGUUAGUGGCAAGAACCAACAACUAAUAACAGCCAGUGAGGAUGGUACAGUCAAGCUGUGGGACUCUAGGACGGGGAGCAGUCACAACAAACUGGAGCCCCACACAAACAGUAAAGUAAGCCGUCCCGAUGUCGGCAAGUGGAUGGGCUCUGCUGCCAUAGGAGAUGACUGGAUUGUCUGUGGCGGUGGUCCUCGCGUCGCGCUCUGGCACCUGCGUUCAUUAGACGCCGUGACUGUCUUCGACAUCCCCGACCACGGCAUACACGUGUCUUUCUUCCACGACGACUGCGUGAUAGCCGGCGGAGCAGCCAAAUACUUAUACCAGCUCACAUACUCCGGAGAAGUGAAAGUGGAGCUACCAGUAUCAGCAACUACAGUCUACUCAGUCUUGCUAAGCACCAACCCCAAGGUCCUCACGAUUGCUGGCUCAAGCCCAGAGAUUGACCUCUGCACAACCUUCAAUUAUCGAGACCAAGUACUGCACUUCCGUUAGGUAAGUAAUUUGUAAGAUUUCUGUUAGGAGUAAGUUUUUGUAAUAAAUGAAUAAAUGCUAUAA